GCUGGAACACGACCACACUGUACACUAGCUAGCUUGCAAAUAGAGAGCCAACAGUCAGGUUGCAAGAUGGCUAACGUUAAGCUUCAGUCGUUUAAUGUCUUUCUGACGGAAAGAUUAACAGCAGCUGCGGUAGACAUCUAUGGAUUCGUUGAGAAAACAAUAAUAGACUACCAGGAGGAGGUGUACCAAACAAAACUGGAGAACCAGAGGUUGCAGCGGCUGCUGGAUUUGGUCUACAAACCAGAGAUAAGACUGCACAGGGCAGAUGCCAAACAGCCAACUGCACCUACAUUCGCCGAGGAGAGUCCCUCUAAACAGGAGGAGUGGAACCCGGGUGUGUGCCAGGACGAGCCAGGACCCUCCCAGGUUAAAGUAGAGGAGGAUGAGCAGAAGGAGGAACUAUGGAUCAACGGAAUGGAUGAGCAACCUUCAGCGGAGGACAGCGAUGACGGGGACGCCUUGACGAAAGAACUCAUCAGAACAGUGCAGCAGUUAGAAGACUGCAGGGCAGCAGAGGAGAGCACAGAGUCGAAGCAAAGCCCUGUGGAGGAUCCAGAGCAAUCUGAAGAGAAGACAAGUACCACCUUAUAUCGCUGCCACAUAUGCAACUACAUAUUCACCAAAAAAACUGUGCUCACAUGGCACCUCAAGACACACGAGAGCAAGUCACAUGACAGCAAGGGGAACUUUGAUUGUCACAUAUGUGGCAAACACAUACCCUGUCAGAGCAAUCUGCAGAACCACAUGAGAGUACACACAGGAGAGAGACCCUACAGCUGCCAUUUCUGUGGCAAGUGUUUUAAACUGAAAGGACACAUGACAGAACACAUAAGAACUCACACAGGAGAGAAGCCUUUCAGCUGUCACAUUUGUGACAAAUCUUUUAACAGGGGUUCAACUCUGAGGAAACACGUUUUUGCCAAACAUAAAGAGGAGAGACCAUACAAAUGUGGGGAUUGUGAUGAGUUAUUCACUGAAAGGUUGCUGAUGAAGAAGCACAUGCGAAAAGUUCACGGAGUCAAACUUGCCACAAGUCAAAGUCCUGCCUAGAAAUUCCGAACAGACGUCAUUAAUGAAGUCAUGUUGCAAACGGUCUAAGUAUUUCGACACGCCCGUGAGUUUUGGCAAGUGAGUUUUCACCCGUGAGUUAUUUUACCAAUACCAGAAGAUUUUAAAUUUGGCUUUUAGGGUGUUAUAGGUUAGUACACGAGCCAAACUUUUCAAAUGUUGAAUGUUGUCUAACAUAGACACCCAUACAAAAUGUUACUUGAAUAAAAUACAAAAUUGGUAUUUAAAGGGAUUUUACAUUGUGUGAAAUAUGCUUCCUGACUUUCUUGCGGAGAGUU
Molecule: messenger RNA, 1346 nt
Organism: Etheostoma cragini (Arkansas darter)
Lineage: Eukaryota; Metazoa; Chordata; Actinopteri; Perciformes; Percidae
Product: zinc finger protein 436-like
Exons: 2
Coding region: 67-1050 (327 amino acids)
Biological process (GO): regulation of transcription by RNA polymerase II
Molecular function (GO): DNA-binding transcription factor activity; RNA polymerase II cis-regulatory region sequence-specific DNA binding
Source: RefSeq, a predicted model, not a curated record